Bufo gargarizans (Asiatic toad) is the source of this 816-nucleotide messenger RNA. RefSeq lists its product as uncharacterized. The record is from RefSeq and is a predicted model, not a curated record. The transcript has 3 exons. Bases 127 to 816 code for a protein of 229 amino acids. Lineage: Eukaryota; Metazoa; Chordata; Amphibia; Anura; Bufonidae.
AUUACCUACUCACACAGCCGCAAGAUGCUACCAGAUGAUUAUAUAUGUGGGUCCCUGCAGCCACUUUGAGAAGUGAAACAAACCAAAACCCGCUGGGCAAGUUGCCGCGACCAGUUCAGGCGGGAGAUGACCAGCAAAGGCCGGAGUGGGGAGGGGUCGUCGCGUAAACGGGCCUAUAUAUAUACGGCCCAGUUGCAAUUUCUUCGGCCAGUUAUGGAAUUGAGGCCUACUGUGGACAGUCUGGAUCCAUCCCACGAGUCUGAAUCGUCGGGCAGUGAAACCCCUGCAGUCUUUUCCCCGCAGGCAAGUCCGGAACCAAGCCCGGCUCAGGACCCAGAAGACUCCACGCAGGCUGAGGCCCCCCUACCACUGGCCAGUCCACCCAGGAUUGUCCAGUCUCAGCCCAGACGGCGCCGCCAAGUCCCUCCCUCUACCUCUGGGCCAGAGAGUCGGGAGGUUAUUGAUGCACGCGUCAUCGAUUUUCUGGCCCAGAGGAGGAGUGAUAGCAAGGAGGAGAAGCUGUUGAGGGGACUGGGCACGCUCCUGCAGCAGGUUCCUACAAAUGAACAUCCGGACUGCGUGGCCUCCAUAGCCAUCGUCAUAAAAAUGUUCGCUUGCCCCAACCAUGGGGACAUCAUUGGGCGAUUAAAUAAUAUGCGCAUUGAGGUUGAAAAUGCAGGCCAGCAGCCCAAUCCGGCCCCAUACCAAUUCCCUCCCCAACCCACCCAAGGCCCUUCUUAUGCCCCCCUCAACAGUACCUUCCACCUCAGGGGCCAAGUCAUUCUGUGGGGCAGCCCCUUUACCAUCCCAGUCUAG